AAGGACAAGUGAUGAAUAAAGUUUCUCUCGAGUAUAUAUAUAUAUAUAAGGCUCAUUCACUCGAUUCAAAUCUUUCAUUUCUCGGUUUUAUUUUCAACUUUGUGUGUUUAUUUGUUUCGUCAUUCUUUUGAAAAUCGUCAUGAAAAUUAAUCUGAUUAUUGAGAUCAUUUUUAUGUUUUAUAAUCUUCUCCUAGUUUAUGGACAAGCAACAGAUUCAAUAAGAAUUGAAAAAAUAGCUGGACCAAAUUAUUUGUCAGAAGGACCUCAUUGGGAUGUGAUAAAUAAAGUUUUAUAUUUUGUUGAUAUCCCCCGUCAACGAGUAUAUUGUUUUAAUCCUGAAACAAAUAAAACUACAAGCACUUACAUAAAAAAUGGACCAGUUGGUGUUGUUGUUCCUGUAGCUGAAAAGAAAAACUCAUUCAUCGCAGGAAGUGGUACUGAUCUAGUUCAAGUGACCUGGGAUCCAAAAACAGAUAAUGAAAACCCUGAUAUUAAGGUGUUAACAAAAGUUGAUGUGAAUAAAAAUGUCACAAGAUUUAAUGAUGGGAAAGUCGAUCCCAUGGGAAGAUUUUGGGCUGGAACCAUGGGUCAAGCUGGUGGAGUACUCUAUCCAAACGAAGGUACUCUUUACAAGUUUGAAGCUCAUUACACUCCAGUGGCAAUCCUCAAUGAAACAUCUAUCAGUAAUGGUCUAACUUGGAGUCAUGAUAAUAAAACAUUUUACUGGAUCGACACACCUACUGACAAUAUUUAUCGCUUUGACUACAACAUGGAGUCAGGAAAUAUCACAAAGAAACGAGUUAUUUUCAAUUUAUCAGAAAAUAGUGUUCCGGGUCAUCCUGAUGGAAUGACCAUUGACAAAAAUGGAAAUCUCUGGGUUGCUUGCUACAAUGGCAAACGAGUCAUUCAGAUUGAUCCGAAUACUGGUAAGCUUUUGCGACAAAUAGAAAUGCCAGUUGAUCAAAUAACCAGUCUUGCUUUUGGUGGAACUAAUCUUGACAUCCUUUAUGUCACCUCAGGCAGAGAAAAUUUAAAUGAGCAACAAAUUGCAAAACAACCAAUGGCUGGAUCUGUUUUUGCUAUUUAUAAUAUUGGGGCUGUUGGUAUUCCUAUGCUUGACUGUAGAUAUGUUUUUUAAAUCAAAAAAUAAAUGUUCUUUAUCCAUAUAUUUGAAUAUUUGGUAUAUUAAAAUUAUAUUUAAAUAGAUUUCAUAAAAAUAAAAAAUAAAUGUAGCAAGUUGAGUAAACAAAUUUUUAUUAACGUUAUCAAUAUAUUCUAAAAAUAAAAAUCGAUUAAACGAGUA
Molecule: messenger RNA, 1303 nt
Organism: Aphidius gifuensis
Lineage: Eukaryota; Metazoa; Arthropoda; Insecta; Hymenoptera; Braconidae
Product: regucalcin-like
Exons: 6
Coding region: 140-1138 (332 amino acids)
Biological process (GO): L-ascorbic acid biosynthetic process
Molecular function (GO): calcium ion binding; gluconolactonase activity; enzyme regulator activity
Source: RefSeq, a predicted model, not a curated record